Messenger RNA from Fukomys damarensis (Damara mole-rat), 18868 nucleotides. Its product is annotated as nesprin-1. Lineage: Eukaryota; Metazoa; Chordata; Mammalia; Rodentia; Bathyergidae. Gene Ontology annotation, cellular component: membrane. Bases 33 to 13745 code for a protein of 4570 amino acids. The transcript is spliced from 70 exons. Gene Ontology annotation, molecular function: protein binding. The record is from RefSeq and is a predicted model, not a curated record.
UUGCUAAACAACUGCAAUGCAAGCAAGCAUCCAUGAGCACCAUCUUAGAAAAGGUGAAUAAAUUAACAAAGAAGCAGGAGUCUCCUGAGCACAAGGAAAUAAGUCACCUAAAUGACCAGUGGCUGGAUCUGUGCCUUCAGUCGGACAAGCUGUGUUCACAAAGGGAGCACGACCUUCAGAGAACAAGAGAUUACCAUGACCAUAUGAAUGUCGUUGAAGCAUUCUUGGAAAAAUUCACUACAGAAUGGGAUAACUUGGCCAGAUCCGAUGCAGAGAGCACAGCUAUCCACUUGGAAGCUUUGAAAAAGUUAGCCUUGGCCUUGCAGGAGAGAAAGUAUGCCAUAGAAGAUCUGAAAGAUCAAAAGCAGAAGAUGAUAGAGCAUCUGAAUCUAGAUGACAAAGAAUUAGUCAGAGAACAGACAAAUCACUAUGAACAGCGCUGGUUUCAGCUUGAGGACCUUGUUAACAGGAAAAUCCAAGUGUCAGUCACUAACUUGGAGGAGCUCGAUGUGGUACAGUCCAGAUUUCAGGAGCUAAUGGAGUGGGCAGAGGAGCAACAACCCAACAUUGCUGAGGCUCUGAAGCAGAGCCCCCCACCUGAUAUGGUGCAGAACCUCCUCAUGGAUCACCUGGCCAUCUGCAGUGAGCUGGAAGCCAAACAGCUCCUUCUGAAGUCGCUCACAAAGGAUGCCGACAGGGUGAUGGCCGAUCUCGGCCUCGAUGAGCGGAAAGUGAUCCAGAAGGUGCUCUCAGAUGCACAGAAGCACGUGAACUGUCUCAGUGACUUAGUGGGCCAGAGAAGAAAGUACUUAAACAAAGCCUUGUCUGAGAAAACCCAGUUUCUCAUGGCAGUAUUCCAGGCAACCAGCCAAAUUCAGCAACAUGAGCGGAAGAUCAUGUUCCGUGAACACAUCUGCCUAUUACCAGAUGAUGUGAGCAAGCAAGUCAAAACAUGUAAAAGUGCACAGGCCAGCCUCAAGACUUACCAAAAUGAAGUCACUGGACUUUGGGCCCAGGGUCGCGAGUUAAUGAAAGGGGUCACAGAGCAGGAAAAGGGUGAGGUGCUGGGUAAGCUUCAGGAGUUGCAAAGUGUUUAUGACAGUGUUUUACAAAAGUGUAGCCAUCGGUUACAAGAACUAGAGAAGAGUCUAGUUUCUCGAAAGCAUUUUAAGGAAGAUUUUGAUAAAGCUUGUCACUGGCUCAAACAAGCAGAUAUUGUUACAUUUCCUGAAAUCAACCUCAUGAAUGAGAGUACUGAGCUUCAUAUGCAACUGGAAAAAUACCAACACAUUCUUGAACAAUCUCCGGAGUAUGAAAAUCUGCUACUUACACUCCAGAGAACCGGUCAGGCCAUGUUACCAUCCCUGAAUGAAGUCGAUCAUUCCUACCUCAGUGAAAAGCUAAAUGCUCUACCACAACAACUUAAUGUCAUUGUUGCCUUGGCUAAAGACAAGUUCUACAAAGUCCAAGAAACAAUACUUGCUCAGAAAGAGUAUGCUUCCCUGAUUGAGUUGACAACCCAUGCGCUGAGUGAACUGGAAGAUCAGUUCUUGAAGAUGAGGAAAAUCCCCACUGACCUGAUCAUUGAAGAGGCUCUGUCUCUCCAGGACGGCUGCAGGGCCCUUCUGGGUGAGGUGGUGGCCCUUUGGGAAGCAGUAGAUGAGCUGAAUCAGAAGAAAGAAAGUUUUCGCAGCACGGGUCAACCUUGGCAGCCAGACAAGAUGCUGCACCUCGUCACUUUAUACCACAGACUGAAGCGACAAGCAGAACAAAGGGUAGGCUUACUGGAAGAUACCACGGGUGCUUAUAAGGAGCACAUAAAGUUGUGCCAACAGCUAGAGAGACAACUAGAGGCUGUGAAAACAGAGCAGUCCAAAGUGAAUGAGGAAACGCUGCCUGCAGAGGAGAAGCUCAAAAUGUAUCACUCCCUGGCUGGGAGCCUGCAGGACUCAGGAAUUCUCCUGAAGCGAGUGGCCCUGCAUGUGGAGGACCUUGCUCCGCUCCUGGACCCUUUGGCUCAAGAGAAAGCCAGGCAUCAGGUCCACGCUUGGCAAGAGGAGCUGACACUGUUGACAUCCAGCAUUGGUGAGACCGUGACAGAAUGUGAGGCCCGGAUGGUACAGAGCAGGGACUUCCAGACGGAGAUGAGCCGCUCCCUCGACUGGCUACGGAGGGUGAAGGCAGAGCUCAGUAGGGCCAUAUGCCUGGACCUCAGCCUCCAGGAUAUCCAGGAGGAAAUCCGCAAGAUUCAGAUUCAUCAGGAGGAGGUCCAGUCCAGCUUGAGGAUCAUGAGUGCCCUGAGUAACAAGGAGAAGGAGAAGUUCACGAAAGCCAAGGAGCUGAUCUCUGCUGACUUAAAGCACACCCUCGCUGAGCUCGCCGAGCUGGAUGGAGAGGUUCAGGAAGCUUUGCAUGCCCGGCAGGUUACCUUGACUGGGAUAUAUAGUCAGUGUCAAAGGUAUUAUCAAGUCUUUCAAGCAGCUAAUGAUUGGCUUGAGGAUGCCCAAGAAAUGUUACAGCUGGCAGGCAAUGGCCUGGAUGUGGAGAGUGCAGAGGAAAAUCUCAAGAGCCACAUGGAGUUUUUCAGUACAGAGGAUCAAUUCCACAGUAAUCUGGAGGAGCUCCAAGGCCUGGUGGCCAAGUUGGACCCACUCAUCAAGCCAACUGGUAAAGAAGAUCUUGCGCAGAAAAUGACUUCCUUGGAAGAGAGGAGCCAGAGGGUCACCCAGGACUCCCAUGCCCAGUUAGGCCUCUUGCAGAGAUGCACAGUUCACUGGCAAGAUUAUCAGAAAGCAAGGGAAGAGGUUAUUGAAUUGAUGAACGAUGCAGAAAAGAAAUUAUCUGUGUUUUCUUUGUUGAAAACUUCUUCCAGUCAUGAAGCAGAAGAAAAAUUGUCACAACAUAAGGUGUUAGUGUCAAAGGUUGACGCUUUUCAUGAGAAAAUUGUAGCCCUAGAGGAAAAAACUUCACAACUGGAGAAAUUCAGCAACGAUGCUAGCAAAGCCGCCCUAAGUAGGUCGACAACCACCGUGUGGCAGCGCUGGACACGUCUCCGUGCCGUGGCCCAGGACCAAGAGAAAAUACUGGAAGAUGCGGUGGAGGAGUGGAGGGGUCUGAACAGCAAGGUUAAAAAAGCCACUGAAAUUAUUGAUCAGCUGCAAGAUAAGUUACCUGGAAGUUCAGCAGAGAAAGCUUGCAAAGCAGAACUCUUGGCCUUCCUUGAAUACCAUGACGCAUGUGUACAGGAGCUGGACCAGCAACAGCUGGCCUUGGGGAUGCUGCAGCAACGAGCACUGAGCAUGCUCCAGGAUGGAGCCCUCCCCCCUGGAGAAGAGCCACCCAUCCUGCAGGAAAUCACUGCCAUUCAAGAUCGGUGCCUCAAUAUGCAAGACAAAGUGAAGAGUAAUGGAAAGUUGGUAAAGGAAGAGCUGCAGGAGCGAGAAGUGGUGGAGACUCAAAUUAAUUCUGUAAAAUCUUGGGUUCAAGAGACAAAGGAAUACUUAGGGAAUCCAACAAUCGAAAUAGAUGCUCAACUUGAAGAAUUACAGAUCCUCCUGACAGAAGCCACAAAUCACAGACAGAACAUUGAGAGGUUGGCUGAAGAACAGAAGAAUAAGUACUUGGGUCUUUAUACUAUAUUGCCUUCUGAGAUCUCCCUCCAGUUAGCAGAAGUGGCAUUGGAUCUGAAGAUCUAUGAUCAGAUCCAAGAAAAAGUAAAGGAAAUUGAGCAGAGCAAGGCCACGAGCCAGGAAUUCAGCCGGCAAAUUCAGAAAGUGGCCAAAGAUCUCACUACAAUUUUAACGAAGCUGAAAGCAAAAACUGAUAAUUUAGUUCAAGCUAAAACUGCUCAAAAGGUCCUGGGAGAGGAAUUAGAUGGCUGUAAUUCAAAGUUAAUGGAGUUGGAUGCAGCAGUACAAAAAUUCUCAGAACAGCAUGGCCACCUGGGCAAGCCCUUGGCCAAGAAGAUAGGAAAACUCACUGAGCUUCAGCAGCAGACUACUCGUCAGGCUGAGAAUCGGCUCUCCAAGCUCAAUCAGGCAGCAUCACAUUUAAAAGAAUACAACGAAAUGCUUGAGUUGGUUUUGAAAUGGAUUGAGAAAGCUAAAGUCUUGGUACGUGGAAAUAUUUCAUGGAAUUCUGCAAGCCAACUUCGGGAACAGUACAUUUUGCAUCAGACCCUGCUAGAAGAAUCUGAAGAAAUUUACAGUGAUCUGGAAGCAAUGUCUGAGAAGUUACAGCAUCUUAGGAGUGUGUACUAUACAGAGAAGAUGUCUCAGCAAGUGGCAGAACUGGGACGAGAGACUGAGGAGCUGCGGCAGGUGAUCAGAAUCCAUAUGCAGAGCCUCCAAGAUGCAGCCAAGGAUAUGAAAAAAUUUGAAGCAGAGCUGAGAAACUUACAAGUUGCUUUGGAGCAAGCCCAGACCACCCUGACUUCUCCAGAAGUUGGGCGCCUGAGUCUUAAGGAACAAUUAUCACUUCGACAGCAUCUGCUGUCUGAGAUGGAGUCACUGAAGCCAAAGGUGCAAGCUGUGCAGCUCUGCCAGAGUGCUCUCCGGAUCCCCGAGAACGUGGUGGCCACCUUGCCACUCUGCCACGCUGCCCUGCACCUGCAGGAGGAGGCCAGCCGGCUGCAGCACUCCGCCAUCCAGCAGUACAACAUCAUGCAGGAGGCUGUGGUGCAGUACGAACAAUAUGAGCAAGAGAUGAAGCAUCUGCAGCAGCUGAUAGAAGGAGCUCACAGAGAGAUCGAGGACAAGCCUGUGGCCACCAGCAACAUCCAGGAGCUGCAAGCUCAGAUUUCCCGGCAUGAGGAGCUGGCGCAGAAAAUCAAGGGCUACCAGGAGCAGAUCGCCUCUUUGAAUUCCAAGUGCAAGAUGCUGACAAUGAAAGCCAAGCACGCCACCAUGCUGCUGACGGUGACGGAGGUGCAGGGACUGGUGGAAGUAGCGGAGGACAUGGACGGAGAGCUCCUCCCCACGCCAGCGGCCCACCCCUCUGUGGUCAUGAUGACUGCAGGUCGCUGUCACACUUUGCUGUCACCUGUCACUGAGGAGUCUGGGGAAGAGGGAACCAACAGUGAGAUUUCCUCUCCACCUGCCUGUCGCUCCCCUUCACCUGUGGCUAAUACAGAAGCUUCUGUUAACCAGGACAUUGCUUAUUACCAAUCCCUGUCUGCCGAGAGACUACAGACGGAUGCUGCCAGGAUCCGCCCCAGCACAUCUGCAUCCCAGGAGUUCUAUGAGCCAGGGCUGGAGCCAUCUGCUACUGCCAAACUGAGUGAUCUGCAGCGUUCUUGGGAAACCUUAAAAAACGUGAUCAGUGAAAAGCAGCGCACGCUCUAUGAGGCUUUGGAACGCCAGCAGAGGUACCAGGACUCUCUCCAGUCCAUCUCGACAAAAAUGGAGGCCAUUGAGAUGAAGCUUAGUGAAAGCCUCAAGCCUGGUAGGAGUCCAGAAAGCCAGAUGGCUGAACAUCAGGCACUGAUGGACGAGAUUCUCAUGGUCCAGGACGAAAUCAAUGCGCUGCAGGCCUCACUGGCGGAGGAGCUGGUGUCUGAGGCGCGGGAGUCAGACCCGGCUCAGCAGCUGGCCCUGCAGUCCACGCUCACUGUGCUGGCUGAACGCAUGUCCACCAUCCGGAUGAAGGCCGCGGGCAAACGGCAGCUGCUGGAGGAGAAACUAAACGAUCAGCUGGAGGAGCAGAGGCAUGAGCAGGCCCUGCAGAGGUAUCGCUGUGAAGCCGAUGAGCUGGACCACUGGCUCUUGAGUACCAAGGCUACCCUGGAUGGCGCCCUUGGAGCACCCAUGGAACCCAUGGACAUGGAGGCCCAGCUGGUGGACUGCCAGAAUAUGCUGGUGGAGAUCGAGCAGAAGGUGGUGGCCUUAUCCGAGCUGUCCCUCCACAAUGAGAACCUGCUGCUGGAGGGCAAGGCGCACACAAAGGAUGAGGCUGAGCAGCUGGCCGGGAAGCUGAGGACACUCAAGGGGAGCCUGCUGGAGCUGCAGAGAGCCCUGCGUGACCGGCAGCUGCACAUCCAGGAAACUGCACAAGAGAAGGAGAGAGACACUGACCUCGCGGCCGUGCAGAGCCCCGGCGUACAGGAAUGGCUGGCUCAAACUCGCACCGCACGGACCCACCAGCGGCAGAGCAGUCUCCAGCAGCAAAAAGAAUUAGAGCAAGAAUUAGCUGAACAGAAGAGCCUCCUCCGGUCAGUAGCCAGUCGUGGAGAGGAAAUUCUUUCCCAACAUUCAGCUGCAGAAACAUCCAUCGGCCUUGGUGAGAAGCCUGACGUGUUAUCCCAGGAGUUGGGAAUAGAAGUGGAGAAAUCAUGUGCUGAAGACCAGAUGAGAAUGAAAUGGGAAAGCCUACAUCAAGAAUUUAGUACCAAGCAGAAACUGCUACAGAAUGCUCUGGAACAAGAACAAGAGCAAGUGCUCUACAGUAGACCAGGCCGACUCCUGUCUGGUGUGCCACUGUACAAAGGUGAAGGACAGACACAGGAUAAAUCCGCAGUGGCAUCAUUGCUGGAUGGACUGAACCAGGCCUUCGAAGAGGUUUCGUCCCAGGGUGUAGGGGCAAAGACUCAGAAUAUACACUUGGAACAAAAGUUAUAUGAUGGAGUCUCAGCUACCUCCACUUGGUUAGAUGAUGUUGAAGAGCAUUUAUUUGUUGCCACAGCACUUUUACCAGAAGAAACAGAAACUUGUCUCUUCAACCAAGAGGCACUUGCCAAAGACAUUAAGGAGAUGUCUGAAGAAAUGGAUAAGAACAAGAACUUGUUUUCCCAAACUUUUCCAGAGAAUGGUGAUAACCGAGAUGUUAUUGAAGACACUUUGGGUUGUCUUGUGGGCAGAUUAUCCUUGCUGGACUCUGUAGUAGACCAACGGUGUCAUCAGAUGAAAGAAAGACUCCAGCAAAUACUAAGUUUCCAGAAUGAUCUGAAAGUCCUGUUUACUUCACUGGCUGACAACAAAUACAUCAUUCUGCAGAAGCUGGCAAAUGUGUUUGAACAUCCUGUAGCAGAACAGAUAGAGGCAAUACAGCAGGCUGAGGAGGGACUAAAGGAACUGGAUGCUGGGAUCGCAGAAUUAAAAAGACGUGGUGACAAGUUGCAGAUUGAGCAGCCUUCCUUGCAAGAGCUCUCCAAGCUCCAGGACAUGUAUGAUGAACUGAUGAUGACCAUCGGCUCACGAAGGAGUGGUCUGAAUCAAAACAUUGUACUCAAGAGUCAGUACGAAAGGGCUCUGCAAGAUCUUGUGGACUUGCUAGACACUGGACGAGAGAAGAUGGAAGGAGAUCAGAAAAUCAUCGUGUCUUCCAAGGAGGAAAUUCAACAAUUACUUGACAAACAUAAGGAAUACUUUCAAGGCCUGGAAUCGCAUAUGAUCUUGACAGAAACGCUCUUCAGAAAAAUCAUCAGCUUUGCAGUUCCCAAAGAAACCCAGCGCCACGCAGACCUGAUGGUUCAGGCAUCUGCUGUGCUGAAGCGGGCACACAAGAAAGGUGUGGAGCUGGAGUACAUCCUAGAGACUUGGUCCCGUUUGGAUGAGGACCGUCAGGAGCUCAGCAGACAGCUGGAGGUGGUGGAGAGCAGCAUCCCGAGUGUGGGCCUGGUGGAGGAGAGUGAAGACAGGCUCAGGGAGCGGGCCAGCCUCUACCAGCAUUUAAAAUCCAGCCUCAAUGAAUACCAGCCCAAAUUAUACCAAGUAUUAGAUGAUGGAAAACGAUUUUUGAUAUCUAUCAGCUGCUCAGAGCUAGAAAGCCAGCUAAAUCAACUUGGAGAACGCUGGCUAAGUAAUACCAAUAAAGUGUCUAAGGAACUUCACAGAUUGGAAACAAUACUGAAACACUGGACCAGAUAUCAAAGUGAAUCUGCAGAUUUAAUUCACUGGUUACAGUCUGCAAAAGACAGGCUACUAUUUUGGACUCAGCAAUCUGUGACAGUCCCACAAGAACUGGAAAUGGUCCGUGAUCAUCUAAGUGCUUUCUUGGAGUUUUCUAAAGAAGUGGAUGCCAAAUCUUCCCUGAAAUCAUCCGUUCUGAGCACUGGAAAUCAGCUUCUUCGAUUGAAGAAGGUAGACACAGCUGCUCUGCGCUCUGAGUUAUCCCACAUUGACAGCCAGUGGAUGGACCUCCUGACAAAUAUUCCAGCUGUUCAGGAAAAGCUCCACCAGCUCCAAAUGGAUAAGCUGCCUUCCCGCCAUGCCAUUUCUGAAGUCAUGAGUUGGAUCUCUUUAAUGGAAAGUGUCAUACAGAAGGAUGAAGAGGAUAUAAAAAAUGCCAUAGGUUACAAAGCAAUCCAUGAGUACCUUCAGAAAUACAAGGGUUUUAAGAUAGACAUUAACUGUAAACAGCUGACGGUGGAUUUUGUGAACCAGUCUGUGCUACAAAUCAGCAGUCAGGAUGUGGAAAGUAAACGGAGUGAUAAGACUGAUUUUGCUGAGCAGCUCGGGGCGAUGAAUAAAAGUUGGCAAAUCCUGCAAGGUCUAGUAACCGAGAAGAUCCAGAUGUUGGAAGGCUUAUUGGAAUCUUGGUCAGAACAUGAAAAUAAUGUACAAUGUCUGAAAACUUGGUUUGAAACCCAGGAAAAGAGAUUGAAACAACAGCAUCGAAUUGGAGAUCAGGUUUCUGUUCAGAACGCACUGAAAGACUGUCAGGACCUUGAAGAUUUGAUUAAAGCCAAAGAGAAAGAAGUAGAGGCAAUUGAGCAGAAUGGGCUUGCUUUGAUUCAGAACAAGAAAGAAGAAGUGUCUGGCACUGUCACGAGCACGCUGAGGGGGCUCAACCAGGCCUGGGCCAAUUUAGACCACAUGGCUGGGCAACUGAAGAUACUGCUGAAGUCGGUGCUCGACCUAUGGGGCCAUCACAAAAUGGCCUUUGAUGAAAUGAAUAGUCACCUCAUGGAGGCCAGAUACUCCCUGUCCCGAUUCCGACUGCUCACUGGCUCUUUAGAAGCUGUGCAGGUGCAGGUAGACAAUCUUCAGAAUCUUCACGAUGAUUUAGAAAAACAGGAAAGGAGCUUAGAGAAAUUUGGCGUUGUCACCAACGAACUAUUAAAAGAGUGUCACCCACCUGUGACAGAAACUCUCACCACUGCACUGAAAGAAGUCAACAUGAGAUGGAAUAACUUGCUGGAAGAGAUUUCAGAGCAGCUGCACUGGAGCAAGGCCCUCCUUCAGCUUUGGCAGCGAUACAAGGACUACUCCAGUCAGUGCAGCUCUGCGGUUCAGCAGCAGGAGGAGCGCACCAAUGAGCUGUUGAAGGCAGGGGCUAACAAGGACAUCGCUGAUGACGAGGUUGCUACGUGGGUUCAAGAUUGCAAUGACCUCCUCAGAGAACUGGGGACCACCAGAGACUCUCUUUUCAUCCUCCGCGAGCUAGGAGAACAACUCAAGCAGCAAGUGGAUGCUUCCGCAGCCCAGGUCAUUCAGUCCGAUCAGCUGUCCCUGAGCCAACACCUGUGGACCCUGGAGCAAGCUCUGUGCAAACAACAGACAGUGUUGCAGGCUGGAGUUGUUGACUAUGAAACUUUUGCCAAGAGUUUGGAAUCUCUGGAUGCCUGGAUUGUGGAAGCCGAGGAGAUCCUACAAGGGCAAGACCCCACCCACUCAUCUGACCUCUCCACCAUCCAGGAAAGGAUGGAAGAACUUAAGGGACAGAUGUUAAAAUUCAGCAGCAUGGCUCCAGAUCUAGACCAUCUCAAUGAGCUGGGAUAUAGGUUGCCCCUGAAUGACAAGGAAAUCAAAAGGAUGCAAAAUCUAAACCGUCUCUGGUCUCUUAUCUCUUCUCAGACUACAGAAAGAUUCAGUAAGUUGCAGUCAUUUUUGCUACAACAUCAGACUUUCUUGGAAAAAUGUGAGACUUGGAUGGAAUUCCUGGUGCAAACGGAGCAAAAGUUAGCUGUAGAGAUUUCAGGCAAUUAUCAGCAACUUUUGGAACAGCAGAGAGCACAUGAGUUGUUUCAAGCCGAGAUGUUCAGUCGUCAGCAGAUUUUGCAUUCAAUCAUUAUUGAUGGGCAGCAUCUUCUAGAACAAGGUCAAGUUGAUGACAGGGAUGAGUUCAACCUGAAAUUGACCCUCCUCAGUAAUCAGUGGCAGGGAGUGAUUCGCAGGGCCCAGCAGAGGCGAGGGAUCAUUGACAGCCAGAUUCGCCAGUGGCAGCGCUACAGGGAGAUGGCAGAAAAGCUUCGUAAAUGGCUGGAGGAAGUGUCCUAUCCCCCCAUGAGUGGUCUCGGAAGUGUCCCUGUACCAUUGCAGCAAGUGAGGACCCUCUUCGAUGAAGUGCAGUUCAAAGAAAAGGUGUUCCUGCGGCAGCAAGGCAGCUACAUCCUGACCGUGGAGGCUAGCAAGCAGCUCCUGCUCUCGGCAGAUGGUGCAGCUGAGGCCACCUUGCAGGCAGAACUCACUGAAAUCCAAGAGAAGUGGAAAUCCGCCAGCCUGCAUCUGGAGGAGCAAAAGAAAAAACUGGCCUUCUUGUUGAAAGACUGGGAAAAAUGUGAGAAAGGAGUAGCCGAUUCUCUGGAGAAACUAAAAAGUUUCAAAAAGAAGCUUUCCCAGACUCUACCAGAUCACCACGAGGAGCUCCACGCAGAGCAAAUUCGGUGCAAGGAAUUAGAAAAUGCAGUUGGGAGGUGGACAGACGACUUGACCGAGCUCACGUUGCUGAGGGGCUCCCUUGCUGCCUACAUCAGUGCUGAUGACAUUUCCAUCCUCAACGAACGCAUAGAGCUUCUGCAGAGGCAGUGGGAAGAACUGUGCCACCAGGUUUCCUUAAGGCGGCAGCAAGUAGGUGAAAGACUGAAUGAAUGGGCAGUGUUCAGUGAGAAGAACAAGGAGCUCUGUGAGUGGUUGACUCAGAUGGAAAGCAAAGUUUCUCAGAAUGGAGACAUUCUCAUUGAGGAGAUGAUCGAGAAGCUCAAGAAGGAUUACCAAGAGGAAAUUGCUGUUGCCCAAGAGAACAAAAUACAACUCCAGCAAAUGGGAGAACGACUUGCCAAAGCCAGCCAUGAAAGUAAAGCAUCCGAGAUUGAGUACAAGCUAGGAAAGGUCAACGACCGCUGGCAGCACCUGCUAGAUCUCAUCGCAGCCAGGGUGAAGAAGCUGAAGGAGACUCUGGUGGCUGUGCAGCAGCUUGAUAAGAUAGAGCUUCAGAGAGACAUUGAGAAGCACAGCACGGGUGUCGCCUCUGUCCUCAAUCUGUGUGAAGUCCUGCUGCACGACUGCGAUGCUUGUGCCACCGAUGCUGAGUGUGACUCCAUCCAGCAGGCAACACGAAACCUGGACCGGCGGUGGAGAAACAUCUGUGCUCUGUCCAUGGAAAGGAGGCUCAAGAUCGAAGAGACGUGGCGACUGUGGCAGAAAUUUCUGGAUGACUAUUCUCGUUUUGAAGACUGGCUGAAGAUUUCAGAAAGGACAGCUGCUUUUCCCAGCUCCUCUGGGGUGCUGUAUACAGUUGCCAAGGAAGAACUAAAGAAAUUUGAGGCUUUCCAGCGACAGGUCCACGAGACUCUGACACAGCUGGAGCUGAUCAACAAACAGUACCGCCGCCUGGCCCGAGAGAACCGCACUGACUCAGCGUGCGGCCUCAAACAGAUGGUUCACGAAGGCAACCAGAGAUGGGACAACCUGCAAAAGCGUGUCACCUCUAUUUUGCGCAGACUCAAGCAUUUCAUUAGCCAGCGUGAGGAGUUUGAAACUGCAAGGGACAGCAUUCUAGUCUGGCUGACAGAGAUGGAUCUGCAGCUCACUAAUAUUGAACAUUUUUCUGAAUGUGAUGUUCAAGCUAAAAUAAAACAACUCAAGGCCUUCCAGCAAGAAAUUUCACUGAACCACAGUAAGAUUGAGCAGAUCAUCCUGCAAGGGGAGCAGCUGAUUGAGAAGAGUGAACCCCUGGAUGCAGCCGUCAUUGAGGAGGAGCUGGAGGAACUCCGCCGCUACUGCCAGGAGGUCUUCGGGCGCGUGGAGAGAUACCAUAAGAAACUGAUCCGCCUGCCUCUACCGGAUGAUGAGCACGACCUGUCUGACCGGGAGCUGGAGCUCGAUGACUCUGCGGCCCUCUCAGACCUGCGCUGGCAGGACCCGUCUGUGGACGGCGUGCUCUCCCCCCAGCCUUCCUCCAACCCCUCCCUCUCACUCCCCCAGCCCCUGCGCAGCGAGCGGUCGGGACGGGACACCCCGGCCAGCGUGGACUCCAUCCCUCUGGAGUGGGAUCAUGACUAUGACCUCAGUCGUGACCUGGAGUCCGCAGUGUCCAGGACUUUGCCAUCUGAGGAUGAAGAGGGCCGGGAAGAGAAGGAUUUCUACCUUAGGGGCGCCGUGGGCUUAUCAGGACAUCACAGCGUCUUGGCGUCACAGAUCCAACAACUGGACAAAGCCCUGGAUGACAGCCGCUUCCAAAUGCAGCAAACUGAAAAUGUCCUGCGCAGUAAAACUCCCACGGGGCCAGAGCUGGACUCCAGCUACAAAGGCUAUAUGAAACUGCUGGGCGAGUGCAGCGGCAGUAUAGAUUCAGUGAGGAAACUGGAGCACAAGCUGAAAGAGGAAGAGGAAAACUUUCCUGGCUUUGUUAACUUGAGUGGUACCGAGACCCAGACCGCUGGUGUGAUUGAGCGUUGGGAGCUCCUCCAGGCCCAGGCCCUCAGCAAGGAGUUGAGGAUGAAGCAAAACCUCCAGAAAUGGCAGCAGUUCAACUCAGACCUGAACAGCAUCUGGGCCUGGCUUGGGGAGACAGAGGAGGAACUGGAGCAACUCCAGCGCCUGGAGCUCAGCACUGACAUCCAGACCAUCGAGCUUCAGAUCAAAAAGCUCAAGGAGCUCCAGAAAGCUGUGGACCACCGCAAAGCCAUCAUCCUCUCCAUCAAUCUGUGCAGCUCUGAGUUCACUCAGGCUGACAGUAAGGAGAGCCAGGACCUACAGGACCGCCUGGCCCAGAUGAACGGGCGCUGGGACCGCACAUGCUCUUUGCUGGAGGACUGGCGGGGUCUGCUCCAGGAAGCACUGAUGCAGUGCCAGGAUUUCCAUGAAAUGAGUCAUGGUUUACUGCUUAUGUUGGAGAAUAUUGACAGGAGGAAAAAUGAAAUUGUCCCUGUCGAUUCUCACCUCGAUGCAGAGAUCCUCCAGGAUCAUCACAAGCAGCUGAAGCAAAUAAGGCGUGAGCUGUUGGAGUCCCAACUCAAAGUGGCCUCACUGCAAGACAUGUCUUGCCAACUCCUGGUCAAUGCUGAAGGCACUGACUGUUUAGAAGCCAAAGAAAAAGUUCAUGUCAUUGGAAAUCGGCUCAAACUUCUCCUGAAGGAGGUCAGUUGUCACAUCAAGGAUCUGGAGAAGUUAUUGGACGUGUCAAGCAGUCAGCAGGAUUUGUCUUCCUGGUCUUCUGCUGAUGAACUGGACACCUCAGGAUCUGCGAGUCCUACAUCAGGAAGAAGUACCCCGAGCAAACAGAAACCGCCACGAGGCAAAUGUAGUGUCUCACAGCCUGGACCCUCUGUCAGCAGCCCAAAUAGCAGGUGCACAGAAGGUGGCUCCGAUUCCUCCCUUUCUGAGCUGCGGCCUGCUCGGUCAGGCCGAGCGUUCCUAUUCCGAGUCCUCCGAGCAGCUCUCCCUCUUCAGCUUCUCCUGCUUCUCCUCAUUGGGCUGGCUUGCCUUGUACCAAUGUCGGAAGAAGACUACAGUUGUUCCCUCUCCAAUAAUUUUGCCCGGUCAUUCCACCCCAUGCUCAGAUACACCAAUGGUCCUCCUCCACUGUGAACCAAGCAGAUGCCACCUGCCACAGUGAUGGUAGCAUGAGGAGGAAGAGCCCAGGAGAAGUCCCAAACUAUCAAACUGAACCUCAACCUUGGCAGAAGCCCUCAGUGUGGCAGCUUUAUCCCUACUCCAUAUUCCUGAGCGCAAGUCACAGUUUCUGAGGUGGAUGAAACACAGUGAGAGGAGGAGAACGAACGGAGGGUCUGGAAGAAAUUUUGUUUGAGCGUCUGAGCCUAAAGAGAUUGGGUAUGGACACCCAAAGUUUCCUGGACUUGUGAAUUCUGGGCGUUUGGCCCAUUUGACACAUAGCCAAGGACUUGAGUAGACCGUCUGGGCAGCUUUCCCAUGGUGCUGCUCUGUCCACCGAAGAAACAGCCCUCUCGAGUGCCACGUCAGUAUCAUACAAUCUACCAACCAGUGAGUGCUGAAGAGUUUAGAACCCUGUGACAUACAAUUUCUAAGAGCUUAUAUGGCAGCUUUCUUUAUACUUUUUUUUGGGCGUGAUGUUCUAACCUUUGCUUUAGAAGCACAAGCUGUAAAUCUACAAGGCACUUUUUUUAAGAUAUAAAGAAAAACUAGAUGUAAUAAAAUUAUGGAAGGCUUUAUGUGAAAAAGAAGUUGAAUGGUAUAGUAUAAAAAAGAUAUUUAUGUAAUGUACAGUUUGCUAAAGCCAAGUUUUAUUUGUAUUGAUUUCUUUGCAUUUAUUAUAGAUACUAUAAAAUAUCUUGUCUAUGCUUUUUCUUUCCCUAAAAAGUGACUCUCAAUUUCAUUAUUAAGCAGGCACUGAUCUUAAUAGUGCCAAAUACAACCUAAGUUAUAUUUUCUGUGGAAUAAAUGAAGCCAGGACAUAUGUAUAUCUUAAAAGGAAGGAGUGUUUGGAGGUAGUACAUAUUUAGACAUAGAAGAACCUGGAGGAUUCCUGUUCCCUCUUCCUUCUAGAGCCCAUCGGAUCUUGUGAAUUCCUGCUUCCUGAAUGACUUCUUAUUCUCUUCUGGUUUCCCAUGGCACAGGUGGCAGCACCUCCUGGUAUCUCCUGCCUAAAAACCCUUCUCUAAUCUGUCCCAAGGGUCUACAACAACCACCUGAAUCUCUUGAAGCUCUCUUUUCUUCACACUCUUUCUUGGCUGCAAAACUUUCUGAUUUUCUUUCUUUCUUUUAACUAGCAGUCAAAAUAUAAUUUUAGUCUGUUAUUCAAGUAUACGUACUUAAGAUUUUAUUUUCCCCUCUGACCUUGCCAGCUCCUGGAAUUAUUUGGAUGCUCGUGGCAUUUUAAUCUAUCAUUUAGCAAUUUGAAGAGCCAGAGUUCAGCCUCCUGUUGGAAAUAGAAAGCAAAGUGACCAGACCACAUAUUCCUGCACAGCAGGAAUUGCAGGGUUUAUUGGCCACUGUCUCUUUAGGAACUGGGACAGUUUUCCAUCUGCACUUUUAUCCCCUCAAUUUCCCUUGUUGCUUGUACUAGCCUGGCUUCCAAAGCUAUUUAAAUUUACACUUCUUGCUCUAAUUCAAAUGUUUAGACUAAACCAAGUUAGCUGGAGCUGACUUCCAUGAUUUCUGUGAUACACACAUAUCAAGAACCACCUCUACGUGGAUCCUGAGAUUUAUAAGCUUUUGAUUUCUGGGCUGACUUCAGGCCUUCUUCAAUCUAUAGGGCGGGGCCUGGGCACUUGUAUUUUAAACAGGUUCCUGGGCAUCUUUAUCUCUACUAACUGUUGAGAAGCACUGCCCCACAUUUUCUUAACUUCAUCUUUUUAUUCUUAACACACCUUCUCUUGGGCCUUAUGAGACUCAGUUCACCAGCCAGCUCCGCAUUGAUCAAUAUCCAGGUCACUUUUAGACUGUCCUUAAGCCUUCCCUCUACAGAGCUUUACUCACAUGGCAUUUCUUGUGCAUGUGUUGUGCAUCUACUGUCAGCCUGUCCCUCUCAAAACUCCCCUGGGGUCUUCCUUGGGGAACAGUGUUAUUUUAUGGAAAAGACAAAGCUGCCCUAUGUCCCUGCUCUGGAGCAUGUGCAUGCGGUUGAGAUGACCUCUCUGUGGGACCUAUCUCUCUCUGGCUUCCUUGUCACUCCAGGCACCCAAGGAAUCUCCUGUUCGUAUGGAACCCACCACAUGGUCACAAAGAGUCCUUGCAAAGCCAAGCACAGUGCACAGCGGAGGAUUUCCUUUCCCUAGGAUUGUUCACUGUCUUUGUCGUCAUUGCUUAUCACUGAAGAAUCUGAUGUUAAAUAUUGUAGAGAGAAGAAUGUUUUGAGCCAUUUAGUGAAACAACCCAGGCCAUUGCCCAAAAUGAGCAUAUGCUCUACCACUAGGUUAUAUCCCCAGACCUUGAAAAGAAAAAAAAAUCAAAUUUAAUUAGGAAAACACAUAUAGUUUCCUGUGUGCCUUUCCAAUACUCUGUGAAACACCUGAUGCAGUGCACAAUAUGCAUUUCCAUUAAAGUCCUCCAGACUUUACACUGGAAAGGGAAUGAAACUGGGAGCCCCAGGGAGAGUGGGCACUGAAGCCAUGGGGUCCGGGCUUCCACAGAUGCAACAGCUGGACCAGUUGCAGAGGAGACCAGGGCCGCUGUGCAGAGAUCUCGCAGCCUCGGCACCUUGGGGGAAGGGGCACUAGGUCCACACCAAGAGGUUACCUCAGAAACAGAGAGAUGCACUCCUCAAAGGCUUCGAGGAAGGGACGGAUAUUUCAAAGAAUUCUAAUGCAAUAAAAAGACCUGGAUGCAAGCUGGAGAGGCUCAGGUUUCUGGAGGUCUCUGUAGUGAGGACUAUCAAGAGUCCUGCUGAGCCCUGGAGAGGGGAAAUGAUGUUGCAAGACAGAGGAACUGAGGAAGACCACAGGCAAAGGGCACCAGCUGAGCAAGGAGGGUGGGAAGAGAAGGGCUAAGAACACUGGUGGCAAGAUCUGCACAAGCAAACAGGAACUAUUAGAAAAGGUGAAGAAAAAAGUCUGUAGAGCAAAGGUAGAGAAACAAAGGCUUAGAACUAAAAAUACUGCAGUAGGAGAUUCAGGUAGAAAAGAAAGGUUUUUCAGGAAAACUACCCCUGAUGAGCAAGGAUAACGCCUUCAGGACGAUGUGGAGGCAGCAACUUCCCUGGUAUAAUUGAGAAGCAACACCUUUUGGGGCUCAGAGGGAAAUUCUUCAAGCCAAAAGCUGAGAUUUCCUAUCAGAAGGCAGGUUGAAGAGAUUUAUAGCCCUCACCCUGAGACCAAAUAGUAUGAAAUUAUAGUUACAAAACUGUGUUGGCAAGCCAUAUAAAAGAUCAUAAAACAAGAAACAAUGGAGUGAGAGAUUUAUGCAAGUUGGUCAUGGCCAGAUAGGCAGGCCCCGGGAGGAGCAGGUCCAGGUGUGCCUGGGGCAACUCAAUGGUGGGGUUCUUUGCUUUGUACCGCUGUUCUGCCCUCACCAUCACCAAAUAUCCACAGGAAGUUGCAUAACAAUUACAGUAGUCUCCAAGUGCAUGCCAGAUGAGUCCCAAAAGAUCUGGGCAGAACAGUAUCCUGUAAAUGCCUACUGUGUGGCCAGAACUGCUCCAGCCUCUAUUCCAGUCCAGUCCCAGCUAGGGCUUCACAACUUCUUGUUAAUUGUCCAUCAAAGCACUCCCAGUUGGGCCACUGGUGUGCAGAAUCCCUAUCUCCCUCCACCACCUCUCUCCUGAAAGGAGGAUAAAAGUGAAAGAGGAAACUGGAAGAGAACCCAAUGCAAACUAUCUAAUUUAGGAGAGUGAAGGGAGAUGAGUCUGUUAGAUGUAUCUUUAUUUUCUCAGAACAAAUUGCCUCUCUUUUUAACUUCUUUGUCAUCAGUUUGUGUUAUAGCAGGAUGCAUUUUGGAAGAUCAUGACUGUUGCUCUGUGGAAAUGGAGGUAGGCAGAGUGGUUUACAAGCCGGCGGGGGGCAAUUUUCAGUUUAGUCAUACUCAGCACUGAGAGGCUAAUUUGGGAGCAGAGAGGUGUUUUGCUGAGCAUGGCCAUUGUAAUUUUAGAUUUAAUGAUACACUGUGAUAACUGUGGCUGAUCGUCAUACCUAGAGCAGCCCAGAGAGAAUGAAACUGAAUGGGGAGGGCAUUUACUCUGCAGGUCCUGGCUUCUCACUCUCUCCCAACCAUCUGUACAAUAUCCACCAGGAGCCACUGGGGGAGAAGCAAUCUUCAUUUUAGGGGAACGCUCAUGCCAGUGAAUAAGUGAAACGGGGCUAAACAAGGACCCCUGGAGCCUCUGCUGAGCAGCUACUGACAGUCCAUAGGCAAAGGCAUCAGAGAGUUGAGACUGGCAAAAAAACAUGGGGCAAGGGGCUGCAACACAGCUGAACAAGAACAUUUAAUCCAGAACUGAAGAAGCCAACUGCGUCUGUGAUGAAUCUUGUUAAAACAUGGAGGUAACAGAAAAAUGAAUCAGCCUUACAGAGUUUUUUAACAUGUUACCUAAUACAGGUAGAAGAACAGAACUGAAUCUGUACCCAAAGUUGUAUUAAGACAAAGUCUCUUAUAAGCUGUGCCACAGAUGUUGCAUGUCAUGCCGUAUGUGGUCAGAAGAAACCUGACCUCUCAGUUGAAGAAUUCUAUCAGAGCCAUGGUCCAAAGACGUAAGUCCUCCUGAAAGCAUUCUUCAGGCACCUGAUGGGUUCAGAAAGAAAAGCUACCAAGCACCUGCCAACAUCACUGGUAGUUCCUGGCAGCCACACACCCCCACACCCUAAAGCACACAUUGUGGCAGGAAGUCAGAAAAGCCCCCUCCCAGGCCCUGUGGGAUGCACAGGUCAGUGGGGAGCUGCAUGAGGGACGCCAGUGGCCAAGGCUUUCCUACGUGUGAUUCUUGAUCGCCAAUGUCACUGGUCUCUGUCCCCUGGAAAUUUACACUUGCACCCCAGUUGGCCCCAGGCUGGGUUUCCAGGCCAACACAGGCCCCAGCUUGCCCUCCUAAUCCUUUAACCCUCCCCACUGGUCACAAUGGCAAGCUGCAUAAGCAAAAUCCUCAUCUUCCCAUGACUUUUAAUGUCAGCUUCACCGAACAGUAAGUUUCCACGUCGAUCUGGCCUUUUAAUCUGUGCUCUAUCCUGUGCUAUUGAUCCACUGGCCAUUCGAAGUUUUAAUUAUAAUAGUAAAGUAGUGUAAUUAAUUAUAGCAAUAAAAUA